AUGCUCUUCAACUCGGUGCUCCGCCAGCCGCGGCUGGGCGGCCGGAGGGGCGGCUGGUCCUCGCAGUACCCUCUGCAGUCUCUGCUCAUCGGCUACCAGUGCAGCUGCCAUGAUGAGCACAUGUCCUACGGCGAGAACGGUGUGCCCGUGCCUCCCUUCGGGUGCACCUUCUCCUCAGCUCCCAAUAUGGGACAUAUCCUCGCAGUUGCCAAUGAAGAAGGCAUCCUUCGAUUAUAUGACACGGAGUCACAUUCCAACAGAAAGAAGUGCAUCAAGGAGUGGAUGGCGCACUGGAACGCGGUCUUUGAUCUCGCCUGGGUUCCUGGUGAAUUUAAGCUUGUCACAGCCGCAGGCGACCAGACGGCCAAAUUCUGGGAUGUGAGCACUGGUGAGCUGAUGGGCAUAUGCAGAGGCCACCAGUGCAGCCUCAAGUCUGUGGCCUUUUCCAAGUUUGAGAAAGCGGUGUUCUGUACUGGAGGACGGGAUGGUAACAUCAUGGUCUGGGACACCAGGUGCAAUAAGAAAGAUGGAUUUUAUAGGCAAGUGAAUCAGAUCAGCGGAGCACAUAACACCUUAGACAAGCAAACUCCAUCAAAGCCUAAGAAGAAGCAGAAUUCCAAGGGACUUGCUCCUUCUGUGGAUUCCCAGCAGAGUGUGACUGUGGUUCUCUUCCAAGAUGAGAACACACUGGUGUCAGCGGGUGCCGUGGAUGGGGUGAUCAAAAUCUGGGACCUGCGCAAGAACUACACAGCGUAUCGCCAUGAACCCAUAGCUGCCAAAACCUUCCCAUACCCAGGCAGCAGCACACGGAAGCUGGGGUACUCCAGUCUGGUCCUGGACUCCACAGGCUCCACACUGUUUGCCAACUGCACCGACGAUAACAUCUAUGUGUUCAACAUGACUGGACUCAAGGUCUCCCCAGUGGCCACCUACAGUGGACAUCAGAAUUCGACCUUCUAUAUAAAAUCUAGCCUCAGUCCCGAUGACCAGUUUCUGAUCAGUGGCUCCAGUGAUGAAUCUGCCUACAUCUGGAAGGUCUCUGCUCCCUGGCUUCCCCCAACAGUUCUUCAGGGUCAUUCUCAGGAGGUCACGUCAGUGUGCUGGUGCCCCUUCGACUUCACAAAGAUUGCCACCUGCUCCGAUGACAACACUCUGAAGAUCUGGCGUCUGAUUCGAGGCCUAGAGGAGAGGGCGGUGGAUAAGCUCACCCUGGUAGGCUGGGCCUUACCGAAGAAAAAGGAGGCUCAGGCUGACCUGGCACCACUGACCAGUGGCCACAGCACUCCCGCCAUGGUGCCCCAGGCUAGGAGCAGCCCAAUCCUGGCCUCACCAUCAUCAGCUGUUUGUGCGCCCAGCUGCACUGGAGCCUUGCCCCUCCCUUCCAUCACCCCCACUGCACUGAGGACACCCCCAGCCAGAAGGGGCUCAGGAUCUCCAAAGGCCACCACCUCUUUCAAAAUGUCCAUUCGCCAAUGGAUAACCCCAGCACUUUCCCCGUCACCGCCCGCCACUCCGCCAUCGGCAGCGGCUCAGCCACUAUCCCCACGGAAAGCACUGCUACCCGUGAGUCUCAAGUCAUCACAGGCCCGAAGCCGGGCCAAGCGCAGGCUGGACUCAAGCUGCCUCGAUGGUACCAAGCAGAAGUGUGUCAAGAACUGCAUGUGCGUGACGGGGCUCGGGUCCCCAGCCGAGGAGCUGUCAAUGGACAUGUGCUGCCUGGAUAUGGGCAAGGACAGGCAGUCACCUGCCAAGGCCGGCAGGAUGGAUGGGGCCUCCGCUACUGCCACUAAUGUCUUGAUGCCUCCAUCUCCCGCCAUCCCCUGCACCACCGAAGCCUGUGCCAUGAUGUUGCCUCUUUCCCUGGGCACUGAGGGGUCCGAGAUGGUGGGCAAGGAGAACAACUCUCCCGAGAACAAGAACUGGCUCCUGGCCAUGGCAGCCAAGCACAAGGCUGAGGCUCUCUCUCCACGAAGCCCCUCAGCUCAGACCCCCAGUUCCAGGAGACUGAGCGGGAAAACGUCCCCAAAUCCGGGUACUGUCACACCUGGCUCCAUGAGGAAGAUCUGCUCUUACUUUCACCGCAAGCCCCAGGCUGAUUUCUGCAGCCCUGAGCAGUCCACGGAGCUCUGA
Messenger RNA from Suncus etruscus (white-toothed pygmy shrew), 2130 nucleotides. It is a transcript of the gene DTL, whose product is annotated as denticleless E3 ubiquitin protein ligase homolog. Lineage: Eukaryota; Metazoa; Chordata; Mammalia; Eulipotyphla; Soricidae. Bases 1 to 2130 code for a protein of 709 amino acids. The transcript is spliced from 15 exons. Gene Ontology annotation, molecular function: protein-macromolecule adaptor activity; protein binding. Gene Ontology annotation, cellular component: nucleus. Gene Ontology annotation, biological process: mitotic G2 DNA damage checkpoint signaling; proteasome-mediated ubiquitin-dependent protein catabolic process. The record is from RefSeq and is a predicted model, not a curated record.